Molecule: messenger RNA, 2370 nt
Organism: Musa acuminata AAA Group (dessert banana)
Lineage: Eukaryota; Viridiplantae; Streptophyta; Magnoliopsida; Zingiberales; Musaceae
Product: probable methyltransferase PMT7
Exons: 8
Coding region: 87-1907 (606 amino acids)
Cellular component (GO): cytoplasm; trans-Golgi network; endosome
Molecular function (GO): methyltransferase activity
Source: RefSeq, a predicted model, not a curated record
GCAUUACCGUAUUUUGGAAUGCAAGGGUUGAAGGGCCAAAAGCUCGUCGGCAUCUCGUCACCUUCCGCUCGAGCGCAGAGGGGGAGAUGGGGACGUUGUCGGUGGCCUUCGAUUCCAGGACCGGACAGCUAAUCUUGGUCGCCCUCCUCCUCAUGAUCGCCUCCUUCUACGCCGGAACCCUCUUCCGACCCGACUCCUACUCCUCCUCCGCCGCCAUCGUCCGCUCCACCCCUCCGGAUCCCGGUCGUUCUUCCUCAUCUCCUCCAUCCCAAGGGGAGACCCGGUUCCCGAACAAGGUCGCGCUCUCGUAUAGGACCAAAUCCAUUUCGAUUCCACCCAGCGGAGUCAAUGUCUGCCCUAUUGAGUACAACGAGUACAUUCCUUGCCACGAUGCCAAUUACACGCGAAGUCUGAUCAAAAGCUUGGAUAUUUCGAGGGAGGAAGAGCUUGAGAGUCACUGCCCGCCCCCUGAGAGGCGACUCUUUUGCUUGGUGCCCCCGCCGGUCGACUACAAGAUACCCAUCAGGUGGCCCACCAGCAGGGAUUACGUCUGGCGCAGCAAUGUGAACCAUUCGCACCUCGCCGAGGUGAAAGGGGGGCAGAACUGGGUGCAUGAGAAGGGGAAGCUGUGGUGGUUCCCAGGUGGCGGUACCCACUUCAAGCAUGGCGCUUCCGAGUAUAUUGAGAGGCUGGGAAACAUGACAACAAAUGAAACAGGUGAUCUACGUACAGCAGGAGUUUUUCAAGUUUUGGAUGUUGGUUGUGGCGUUGCCAGCUUUUCGGCUUAUCUUCUUCCACUAGACAUUCACACAAUGUCAUUUGCUCCAAAAGAUGGUCACGAGAAUCAGAUUCAGUUUGCUUUAGAGAGAGGUAUUGGUGCGAUGAUCUCAGUGCUCGCCACAAAACAAUUGCCGUUUCCUCGCAACUCAUUUGAGAUGGUUCAUUGUUCACGUUGCCGUGUUGAUUGGCAUGAAAAUGAUGGCAUACUGCUCAAAGAGGUUGAUCGUUUAUUACGACCAAAUGGAUAUUUUGUCUAUUCUGCUCCACCUGCUUAUAGGAAGGACAAAGAUUUUCCAAUGAUUUGGGAGAAGCUAUCAAAUUUGACCUCGGCAAUGUGCUGGAAGCUCAUUGCUCAACAAGUCCAGACUGCUAUAUGGCUCAAACCAGAAAAUGAUUUAUGCCGACUGCAAAAUGCAGAGAGGAACCUGUUAACCGUAUGCGAGCCGGAGGAUGAUACUGUUCCUUCAUGGAGAAGUCCACUGAGGAACUGUCUGAAAUUGAUUGUUGAGCAAUCAAACUUUCAGAAACUCCCUCCUAGGCCUGAACGGCUUUCAAUAUACUCAAAAAGUCUCGAGAAGAUAGGGGUCACUCCGGAGAAAUUUGAUAUGAGUGAUAGAUUUUGGCAAGAACAAGUUCGUGAAUACUGGAGAUUGAUCAGUGUCGACAAGACGGAGAUUCGAAAUGUCAUGGACAUGAAUGCUUAUUAUGGUGGAUUUUCUGUGGCACUAAGUACUCUGCCCAUGUGGGUAAUGAACAUUGUUCCAGCAACCAUGAGUAACACCCUUUCUGCUAUUUACGAUCGUGGGUUGGUUGGUGCUUUUCAUGACUGGUGUAUGCCUUUUUCAACAUACCCACGUUCAUAUGAUUUGCUCCAUGCUUCUCAUCUUUUUUCUCAUUACAAAGACGGUGGCGAAGGUUGUGGCAUAGAAGAUAUUAUGCUAGAGAUGGACCGUAUAAUUCGUCCUCAGGGCUUCAUCAUUAUUAGAGAUGAGGAGUCUAUUGUUUCAACAAUCAGAAAUCUUGCACCUAAGUUCCUUUGGGAUGUCACAUCACAUGUGUUGGAAAAUGAGGAAAAGAAAAAGGAGCCCGUGCUAGUUUGCAGGAAGAAGUUUUGGGCUAUUGUUUGAGUUUGCAGAAGAAUGAUAUGUUUCUAAAUGAACGCAAUUACAGCGGCAAAUAUUGGUUAUGGCGUGUGGUUGCUAGACAUCAAAUACACCAAUUCUUAAUCAUCAAGUUUGCCAAUCCAUGUAUUGUGCAAGUUCAGAGACCAUCAUGUGGAAGAAGUUUUGGGAUAUGGUUUGACAAACUAAGAAUGCGGCGGUUUCCAACUGAAACUGGGUUAUUGCUGAUAGAGUAAAAAUCUGGAUAUUGCAUCUGAACUAAAACCUCCAUUCUCUUCAUCUGUAUGGCUUAACACUGUCAUUUUAAGUUGAUAAUUUGUGUUUACUUUUAUUUGCAUCUUAUUGUGUUCCCGAAUCAAGUUUUGUGAAAAUUUGUCUAGCUAAUAUCUUUGUACCUUUCUGAUGCCUUAGGACAAUGUUUCUGUUAAGACAUUUCAAUAUUUAAUGCAUUGUUUGCAGAUGUGAUAUA